AUGAGCGAAGCGCCUCUCAAUCCGCGCACCAGGUCGUAUGAAUUUUAUGGCGUUCCAGGGGUAUUGGCCAUCUCGGUCGGCCUACCGGUUCUGACAAUUGUUCUCAACCAGCUGAUCAGGGCAGACUACUACAUAGUCGGGCCGUUCUCGAACUUCCACUGGGAGCAAGUAUGGAACCAUCUGAAGCCUUUCUCGCACUAUUUGUAUAACAGCGAGCUGUGGACCUACUAUAUGGCAUGGCUGUUCGUACUGGCGUUUCUGGAUGUGACGCUGCCUGGUCGCAAAAUGCGCGGUGUUGUUCUUCGGGACGGGUCGCAGCUGCAAUACAAGAUCAAUGGGAUAGCUAUGGUAUCCGCUCUAGUCCUGAUCCUGUGCGUGAGGUGGAAUGUAACGCGUGGCGACAUGCCUGAGUUACAGUAUAUUUACGAGCACCACACCGACAUCUGCAUCAUCACCGUGCUUUUUUCGGUUGUGCUGGCGACCCUCACCUACAUCUGCAGCUUUCUACCGCAACUGCGCCGGAACAAGCGUGGGACGAAGGAACGGAUCCUUGCGCUAGGUGGCAAUACGGGAAAUCCGAUAUACGACUGGUUCAUCGGCCGCGAGCUCAACCCAAGGCUGGGGGCGCUCGAUGUUAAAUUGUUCUGCGAACUUCGUCCCGGAAUGCUACUGUGGCUUCUGAUUAAUCUUUCCUGCUUACACCAGCACUAUAUCAAUACUGGCCAACUCAACGAUGCAUUGCUGCUAGUGAAUAUUCUGCAGGGAUUUUACAUAUUAGAUGGCGUACUCAACGAAGAGGGUCUACUGACAAUGAUGGAUAUCACUACCGAUGGCUUCGGCUUCAUGCUCGCGUUUGGCGAUUUAGCGCUUGUUCCCUUCACCUAUUCUCUACAGGCUCGCUAUUUGUCCGUUUCACCGAUCGAGCUCGGGCGCAAUCGGAUCGCGGCUAUCUGCGCGGUCAUGCUUAUCGGCUACUGGAUCUUCCACUCUUCGAACACCCAAAAGUCGAACUUCAGACAGGGCAAGCUGCCUCACCUGAAAAGCAUCCAGACUACCCGUGGAACCAAACUUUUGUGUGAUUCAUGGUGGGCCAUGUCCCAGCAUAUCAAUUACUUUGGUGAUUGGCUCAUCUCUCUCAGCUGGUGCCUAUGCACAGGUUUCCAAACACCUCUGACAUACUAUUACUCGCUCUACUUUGCUGCCCUUUUGCUACACCGGCAAACCAGAGAUGAGGAGAAGUGCAGACAAAAGUAUGGUGAUAGCUGGAAAGAGUACGAGUCACAGGUGCCAUACAAAAUCAUACCCUAUCUGUACUGA
Molecule: messenger RNA, 1317 nt
Organism: Eremothecium gossypii ATCC 10895
Lineage: Eukaryota; Fungi; Ascomycota; Saccharomycetes; Saccharomycetales; Saccharomycetaceae
Gene: ERG24
Product: delta(14)-sterol reductase
Exons: 1
Coding region: 1-1317 (438 amino acids)
Biological process (GO): ergosterol biosynthetic process
Cellular component (GO): endoplasmic reticulum membrane
Molecular function (GO): Delta14-sterol reductase activity
Source: RefSeq, marked provisional